CUGUGGCUCCUGUCCCUCCGCGACUCGCCGUUUCCCAGGAAGUUUACUCGGGCGGCAGCGUGCGGCUCUGGUCCGACUACCUCAGCGUGCGCUUGCACCCCAAGAGCGUCUACGUCAUCCACCAGUACAUGCACGAUGGGGACUGUGGUUGUCUGGAAGCUUUCGGACAAGGCGAGAGUCUCCUGCAGGAUCCUGGCUGCAUCGAGGAGUUGGAAGAUCGGCUGCACUUCUACGUCGAAGAGUGCGAUUACCUACAGGGAUUUCAAGUCCUCUGUGACCUACACAACGGAUUCUCCGGGGUUGGUGCCAAGGUGACAGAACUGCUCUGCGACGAGUACUCGGGAAAAGGAAUCCUGACCUGGGGCUUGACUCCAGUCACAAGUUCUGCGGGAGAUUCUCAGAAGAAUUUUUACAGACUGAUGAACACAGCCCUGGGCAUCGUCCGUCUCGCCAGUCACAGCUCGCUCUUUUGCCCCAUGUCGCUCUGCGGGAGUCUGGGAAUCAAGCCACAACCUCCCGUUACGUUCCCGUACAUAAACUACGAUGCGUCGCUCAACUACCACAGCAGCGCGAUUCUGGCAGCCGCACUCGAUACCCUGACUGUGCCUUACCGCCUCUGUGCCUCUCAGGGCUCCAUGAUGCACCUCGCUGAAACACUCAACUUCUCGGGGAGAAAGGUUGUGGCUGCGUGGGCUUCGGUUCCCUUUCCUGCCCUACGUGGCUACUCGCUCCCCGACGCUUUGGGCGCCUUCCAGCAGGACGUGCCCUGGCAGCUUCUGUCCUCAAAACAGGGCGGCUGCUGUUUUGCUCAGUCUGUUGUGCUACGAGGAAUUUGCAAAGAAAGUCCCGUCAGCAGCCCUCCGGGAAAGCAGCCCGCUUCUCCACUCCGCGCCCGUGAGAGUGCGGAGCAGAUUCUGCAGCAUUACCUACACGCUCGCUUUCCGGGGGCGUUCAGCACAGCCCAUGUGCUGCAGCAGCCAUGUUACACCCUACCUCCCUACCCCCAGUUUUUUUCUACUCUUCUGACCAGACAAGGCUACCUCCAGGACAAACCUCCCAGCUUCUCCUCAGCAGCCGUUGAAAGCAUCCCUGUCCUGGCGGCCCUGCAGUCGUCCCCGGUUCUGCACACGCUCCUCCACCGCUUAUACAAGGAUCUGCAGAAGCUGAACACGCGGCGAUGGGCCAGCUUCUUCUCCGCUGGAGUGGAACAGGACGACUUCCAGGAGGCCCUGCAGGAGCUAAGAACUCUGUCACAGUGCUACGAAACGGGCUCCGCAGCAGCUGAAUCUGAGGAUGAAGCAGAUUCAGACUAA
Eurypyga helias (sunbittern) is the source of this 1313-nucleotide messenger RNA. It is a transcript of the gene MSTO1, whose product is annotated as misato 1, mitochondrial distribution and morphology regulator. The annotation marks the transcript as partial. Gene Ontology annotation, cellular component: cytoplasm. NCBI's taxonomy places the organism in Eukaryota, Metazoa, Chordata, Aves, Eurypygiformes, Eurypygidae. Gene Ontology annotation, biological process: mitochondrion distribution. The record is from RefSeq and is a predicted model, not a curated record. The transcript has 9 exons.